Messenger RNA from Owenia fusiformis, 1500 nucleotides. The record is from the annotation of a GenBank genome assembly. Lineage: Eukaryota; Metazoa; Annelida; Polychaeta; Sabellida; Oweniidae.
AUGCCUGAAAAUUGGACUGUGCAGAAUUUUACCAUUGUAAUUCGUGGAAAUUGUCGAAACACAGAUACGCUAGAGAUGGGGACCUACAUUUUCCAUGCACUCGCUAUGCUGGUAUGCGCUUUGGGGACCGAUGCUAGACUCACGAAAGCAUUCAACAGAUUGGGGCAAUUUACAUUCAGCGAUGUCUUGAAUGAUAUGAGCGACCGUGGUGUAGAAUGCACUUCUGGUACACGAUACAAGUAUGCCGAAACAUCGUGUUCUUAUUUAGAGUGCUUUGAUAGCAAAUAUGAAUUGGUGAGAUGCCCGGAUGGACAGGGAGUCUCUGACAAAUUUGAAAACACACUCACAUCUCAGACAUUACCUUGCUCCAAACCACUUCCGUAUUGUAGAUUAUCAUUAGCGGAAAAGGGUUUACCAAUUUCAGUAACAGAGGUUUGUGGCAUUGAUCUAAAUUUUGUCGUCGACAUGUCAUUUUCCAUCAGUGACGUUAACAAAAUGAAAGUUCGGUCCUUUAUCUUGAAUCUUGUGAAAAAACUUAAGCUGGGACCUGCAUUUACAUUGCUAUCAGGAUCGACGUAUGGGGCUUCAACUCACUCGUUUCUGGAAUUCAGCACGUACAACGCUGGAAGCUCAAUGAUAAAGGCAAUAAAAAAUAUGGAGACACUUCCAAAGAAAGGUACAUCUACAUACCUCGCUUUAAAAGAGGCUAGAGAAGUACAUUUAACAACUUCAAAAGGACGAAGGAAAGAUAAAAAAGCUGUGGUUAUGGUGAUGACUGAUGGCGUUACUAACCCACUUGACAAGUCACCUACUACUAUAGCGGAAGCCAAGAGACUGAAAGACCCAAAGAGCUACGAACCAGGAGUUUCUGCACCUACGGUAGUUUUAUUAGUGCUUCCCAAUUCGAAAGGAGAGAAAGGAAGAGGGGUGUCACGAGCUGAAUUGGAAAAAUUGAGAGUCACAAGAGAGAAAGAAUUCGCAGCGAUCCCAUCAGAGGGGAAAGAAAACCGAUACAAUCUCGACAGUUUUGAUCAGCUUGAAGAGGUCAUAAAUCCAAUCCUGCAAUCGUCAUGCAAAGCAGUAGAGUAAUACUGUAAUUUCACUGCAAUCAAGAAAUAUCGAUUUAUAAUGUAAUAAUUUUACCUCAAUGUGAUCGCAUAGAUCUAGAAUAUAUAACAAUGAAUUGUAGGCCUAACUUCCCAAAUUCUCUCGUUAUGUAGAUUUUAUACCGCUGAUGAAUUUAAGUACAUCUAGGCCUAGUAGGUAUUUUAACCAUGGACGUAUACCAACUAAAAGAACGAUAAGGAGAUAAAAUGAUUUAAUAUUCGCGAAAAUAUUGAUGUUUGCAAUAUAUGUGCUGUACACACUUCAAUUGAAUUCAGAAGUAAAAUGAAUGUGCUUUCAAAGUUCAAACUUAAUUGCACAAGAACUCUUUCCAAUGUUAUUAGGAGAAUUAUUUGUUAGAAUUGUGAAAAAUCAACAAUUCCAACGAUUUCCCUC